Gigantopelta aegis is the source of this 722-nucleotide messenger RNA. Its product is annotated as sentrin-specific protease 2-like. Lineage: Eukaryota; Metazoa; Mollusca; Gastropoda; Neomphalida; Peltospiridae. Gene Ontology annotation, biological process: proteolysis. The transcript has 5 exons. The record is from RefSeq and is a predicted model, not a curated record. Gene Ontology annotation, molecular function: cysteine-type peptidase activity. The coding region runs from base 222 to 722 and encodes 166 amino acids.
CCUUCAACCCAGAAAUGCCCAACUGAUAGGCCAGUACACCAGGACCAGCCAGCCAAAGAUUUUUUCCACAAGAGUCUUAACAAUGGAACUGUUGAUAAAUUGCUUGGUUUCAUGGAAGAUUUUAACAUCAAGUUGUGGACAGCCUCUUGCAGAGCUUUCAACCUGUCCCAAGUCACCUGGAAGAGCCGGUUACUGCAACUACUCCACCCAAAGGAUCACACAUGUUCAUUGGGAACAACAGCUUUACACCAGCAGAUCUCGAGUGUCUAGAGGGUGAUGCCUGGCUACAAGAUAAGAUCGUCAACAGUUUCCUGGCUAAGCUCCAGAGAUCGGCCAACUGGGACAGGAAAAAGAGAGUUCUAGUUUUGUCAUCCUUCUUGGCAGACAAAUGGGAGAAGGGGAGUAAAGGCAUACGUCAAUGGAUCUAUAAAUUGGUGAGGUUCGCAAUUAUAAUUUUGCUGCCAGUAUGUACUGCUGCACACUGGUUCCUGAUGGCAAUGGAGCCCAGAAAAUGUACAGUCGCUUGUCUAGACUCGUUAAAAUCACCAGAACGAGCCAUGCGAUUUUACAACUACUGGAUUGAAUACAUAGCAGAGCGUGAGAAACAUGUUCCUGAGGGUCUUGUUGAGUGGAACAGUGUGCAAUAUCUCUGCAGCCAGCAGUUGGAUGGGAACAGUUGCGGUAUAUUCACAUACAUGGUCAGUUAUUUCAACAUCACCUGA